This is a messenger RNA of Vicia villosa (hairy vetch), 720 nucleotides long. RefSeq lists its product as uncharacterized. The record is from RefSeq and is a predicted model, not a curated record. The transcript has 2 exons. Bases 1 to 720 code for a protein of 239 amino acids. NCBI's taxonomy places the organism in Eukaryota, Viridiplantae, Streptophyta, Magnoliopsida, Fabales, Fabaceae.
AUGUGGAGAGUUUCAAAAAAUCAGUCGAGAAAAUGGUCAAAAGAAAAAGAGAAUGAAAAGGAAGCGGAAGUUAAAGUGGAAAUUCCAACACCUCCCAAAAAGAAGGUAGUUAAAAAGGUUGAGAAGGAAGCACCAUAUAACGCUCUUCCUCUCUACAAACCCAAGAUAUAUUUCUCUCUAAGGAUUGUCAAAGCCAAAAUAGAGUCUCAAUCAAUUCACACAGUUUAUGGACGUGAUAAAAAAAUUCAUGUUAAUGUUCCAUGCACUGAGAUUUUGGCCCAAAUGCCAAACUAUGUGAAAGUUUUGAAAGAAAUCUUCUCGAAAAAGAGGAAGUUAGAAGAGCGCAAAACAAUAGCCACAACCAACACAAAAAUUAGAAGCAAGAAUAAUAAUAAUACCUACAAGCAUGAACUGCAAAUUGCAGACAAAUCGAUCAAGUUUCUGGUCGGGAUACAGGAAGAUGUUCGUGUUAAAGUAGGACAUAUCUAUAACCCCACUGAUUUCAUUGUCGUUGGCAUUAGGGAGGAUCCUCGUGUGCCUUUCAUUAUGAGAAGGUCGUUCUUAUGUACUGCAUGUACCAUCAUUGAUGUUAAGAGUGGGACUUUAAGUAUGGAAGUAGGGGUUGAGAGAUUAGACUUUAUAAUGACUACCAUGAUGGAAAACCCCUAUAUAGAGAUCUUGUGUUAUCUAGUUGAAGUAGCAAGGACUAGAGAUAAAUAG